This is a messenger RNA of Lucilia sericata (common green bottle fly), 2332 nucleotides long. RefSeq names its product estradiol 17-beta-dehydrogenase 11. Gene Ontology annotation, molecular function: oxidoreductase activity, acting on the CH-OH group of donors, NAD or NADP as acceptor. Gene Ontology annotation, cellular component: lipid droplet. The record is from RefSeq and is a predicted model, not a curated record. Lineage: Eukaryota; Metazoa; Arthropoda; Insecta; Diptera; Calliphoridae.
AAAGUUUAACAAAAAUAAAUUUAAAAAUGCUGGAAGAAAAUAACAAUGGUCAUGUCGCUAAUGGUCAUUUACCAAAUUCAAAGGUGCCUACGACCACCACAACAACAACAACAUCAGCCGAAGCUGAUAUGGCUCAGUCAACUUUGGUAACAAAGUUUAUGACUUGGAUUGAUCCAUUUGUUGAUUUCUCGUGGUUUAUCAUUUGCUCCAUUGGUUUCAUAUUUCAGGACUUGUACUAUUUAGCCUUUGGUUAUCCUGAAAAGGAGUUGAGCAGUGAUAUUGCUUUAAUAACUGGUGGAGGCAGUGGUUUGGGUAGACUAUUAUCACUACGCUUGGCUAAAAUGGGUACCAAAGUAGUAAUAUGGGAUAUAAAUAAACAAGGCAUUAAUGAGACUGUCAAAAUGGUGGAAGAAUGUGGUGGUUUUUGUAAAGGUUAUGUGGUGGAUAUUUCCAAGAAAGAAGAAGUCUAUCAAGCGGCGGAAGUUAUAAAACAUGAAGUUGGUGAUGUUUCUUUGCUGAUCAAUAAUGCUGGCGUAGUGUCGGGUCUGCAUUUGCUUGAUACCCCUGAUCAUUUAAUUGAACGUUCGUUUAAUGUAAAUGUAAUGGCACACUUUUGGACUACCAAAGCUUUUCUACCCAAAAUGAUUGAGAAUCAACGUGGUCAUAUCGCCACCAUUGCUUCAUUAGCUGGUCAUGUUGGUAUAACCAAAUUGGUUGACUAUUGUGCUAGUAAAUUUGCAGCUGUGGGCUUUGAUGAAGCAUUGCGUUUAGAACUUGAAGUCCUUGGUCAUACAAAUAUUCAGACAACCUGUGUAUGUCCAUUCUUUAUACAACAGACUGGCAUGUUUGAUGAUGUUAAUGCACGCUGGGUGCCCACUCUCAAUCCCAAUGAUGUAGCUGAUCGUGUCAUAACUGCUAUUCAGAAGAAUGAAAAAAUUGCCAUAAUUCCCGGUUACAUUAAAUUAUUACUCUCCUUCAAGUGGACCUUCCCUUGGGGUUGUAUUGCUGGUCUGCUCAGACGUCUAGUACCCGAUGCUUCACCUCACGGUUUAGCUCAGAAAUCUCUUCUCAACUUUUAUAAAAAAUCUUCAUUCUCUAAACCGUCACCUGUUCUAAUUUCACCCGCUCCCAUAAUUACAGACAUCGGCAGUAAUGUGUUUAAGGAGCCCUUAACUAAAGCGGGUUCAUUACUUAUACAACGUUCUCCUUCGCUGGGCGAACGUGUUUUAUAAAUUAAACUGUACAUAAAAUACCUAGUUUAGUGAUUUCUAAUACUUUUAUUUGUUUUUACCAUUUUUUAGUCAUUUAAGUCUAUUAGGCUAGGAACACACCUAAGAGGUUUAGUUAAAUAAGUUUUUUUUUUAUUUCUAAUUUUUACGUGCUUUUUAUUUAUUAAAUUGGCAUAUUUUUAAUUAUUUUUUAAAUAAUGUUUCUUUUCUUGUAUUUUUUAAAAUAGUUUAAUUUUAGUUAUUUUAGUUGUAGUUAGACAAAAUUUAUAAAGAAAUUGUUUUAAGAGUUUUAAAAAGGAAGUAUGCUAAGGAGACAAAGGAUUAUAAUAAAAACAUUUAUUUUCAUCUUGAAUUUAAAAAAAAAAAAAAUAUUGACUAACAAUGCCAUUUGCAUAAAUUGUGAUUAUUGUAGAAUUAUGUAUAUUAAUCACUUUCACCUCAUCUUUUAUUUUGUCUCUAUAAUUGUCUGACAUUUUGAAUAAAAUCUAAACUGUGAUCAUUUCUAUAUUUUAUCUUAUAAAUCCUAAACAUUUUUCGUGUCCUUAAACCUUCAAAUAUUUCCUUUUUAUACACUUUUCUACAUAUUUCCUUGUAUAAUUUACAAAUAAGUUUUGUUAGUGAUAUUAACAUAAAAAUAAUAACAAAUAAAAUAUAUACAAAUAAUUUUAAUGAGUUAAAAAAUCAGGGGUUUUCAUAUAUAAAAAAACUACACUUGUGUUAAUAUUAUGUUUGUAUAUUUUUUUGGGUGUAAGUUGAUAAUUUAACACAUAAUAUUAAUUAUAUAAAAAUGGGCUAAAGUAUAAAAAAAAAUCCUAAACCCCACAUACUUAUAUUCCCCUAUUCCCCUAAUCCUUAUCCCAGCAUUUAACAAAUAUCCACAUUCCCAUAACCUAAAUCCUCUUCCAAACUCCUCCACCCCUAUAGCUCCUAUAACCCUUAUUUUCCCCUUAUGUAUUGCCUAUUCCAAAUCCUAUACCCCAAAUAUCAACAUUUAAACAUUUUAAAACCACUUGAUAUAAAUAUUUACCUUACUAAUGUAUUUUAUAUAAUGUCAUGUUUAUUAAAAAAAUAUUAUACAAAAUAAAAAUUAAAAAAAUAUAUAU